This is a messenger RNA of Mustela erminea (ermine), 7459 nucleotides long. RefSeq names its product tetraspanin 11 (gene TSPAN11). Gene Ontology annotation, cellular component: membrane. Bases 652 to 1362 code for a protein of 236 amino acids. The record is from RefSeq and is a predicted model, not a curated record. Lineage: Eukaryota; Metazoa; Chordata; Mammalia; Carnivora; Mustelidae. The transcript is spliced from 8 exons.
UCCCUGGGCCCAGGAAACAGAAAGCCAAGCCCGUGGACCACAGGGCUCUCGCUGGGACAAAGCCCUGAUGGGAGUCUUCCUUAUGUAUGCGGGUGUAGGGAGAAGGAGAGGGGUUUUGAGCCUAGAGUCCCUGGGAUCCCCCAUAGGCCAAUUUCUGCCGGGGCCUGAGCCAUGUACCAGCCUAGGGGAAAGUAGACCCUGGAGAGGCCCCAGGGCGGGGAAAGAGGGAGCGGUGGCGGGGAGCUGGGGGCAGACGGGAGAUUUGUGAGUCGCCCCUCCCCUCCCCACAGGGAUCCCGGGCAACCACACAGCUGCCCCUAACUCCGACUUAAUUGGCCCUGCGAGCUCCGAAUUGAAGAGAGGCCAACUCCCAAACAAAGACGCGGCCCAACUCGGGGCUUCUGGGCGAGGCCUCCCGGCUGGGAGGAACGGAGCCUGGGAAUCGGAGGGGGGCGAGCCGAGAGGGUGGGCGCUCGGGAAGCGGGGCGGGGCGGAGCGGCAGGAAGUGCCUGGGUGCUGGGCUGGAGCCGGGCGGCCCGCACCCCGACCCUGUCCCACUGGGAGGGCCCGGAGCGCUGCCGCGCCUCCCGAGGCUCCGGCUCCCGUCGCUGCGUGCGGAAACCCCGCGACCCGCGGCUGGGCCCAGCAACCAUGGCCCAUUACAAGGCAGAGCAGGAUGACUGGCUGAUUGUUUACCUGAAGUAUUUACUCUUCGUCUUUAACUUCUUCUUCUGGGUGGGCGGGGCGGCCGUCAUGGCCGUGGGCGUCUGGACCCUGGUAGAGAAGAGCGGCUACCUCAGCGUCCUGGCCUCCAGCACCUUCGCUGCAUCCGCCUACAUCCUCAUCUUCGCCGGGGCUCUGGUUAUGGUGACAGGCUUCCUGGGCUUCGGCGCCGUCAUCCGGGAGGACAGGAGCUGCCUCUCCACGUAUUUCUGCCUGUUGCUGGUGAUCUUCCUGGUUGAGCUGGUGGCGGGGGUCCUGGCCCACCUGUACUACCAGAGGCUCAGUGACGAACUAAAGCAGCACCUGGCCCGGACUCUGGCCGAGAACUACAGGCAGCCCGGAGCCGCGGACAUCACAACGUCCGUAGACCGUCUCCAGCAGGACUUCAAGUGCUGUGGGAGUAACAGCUCUGCCGACUGGCAGCACAGCGCCUACAUCCUGUCUCAGGAGGCCGAGGGCCGCCGGGUGCCGGAUAGCUGCUGCAAGACGGUGGUGACCCGCUGUGGCCAGCGGGCCCAUCCCUCCAACAUCUACAAGGUGGAGGGCGGCUGCAUCACGAAGCUAGAACAGUUCCUGGCUGACCACCUGCUGCUCAUGGGGGCGGUGGGCAUCGGGGUGGCCUGUCUGCAGAAAAGAUGAAGGAAAAUGCCCGGGGGCCCCGGGGGCCCUCUUGAACUUAAAAGAGACCUGGGAGGAGAGUGAGUGCGUGUGAGCUCAGGUAUGUGCCUGCACCGUGUGUGUGCACGUGGGCGUGUAUGCAUAGCCUGCUGGGGUGUGUGUGGGCCGCGGGCUGUCUGCAUGCAUCUCAGCGUAUGUGGGGUUGUAUGCAUGGGUAUGUGUAUAGGUGUGCUUGUGCACGUGUGUGUAUGUGCAUGUACAUGCACUCGUCCCUGUGUGUGUGUGCACAUGGAUGUGUGCUAAUGGAUGUGUGCUCCCUGUGCACACCCAGGUCUCCGCUCUGAGCUAGGCCUUCUGCUGUUUCGGGGCUCCAUCUGGCCCCCCGCUAACCCCCAGGAUGUCAGUGGUGCUCUCCCAGUGGCUCCAGUCCAGGGUCCAUAGAGGGGAGUCAGGAGGGGCACCCUGGGGUGGCAGAUACAGGCGGCAAGGGCCCAGCGGGUGCUAGAGGGAGUUCCAGCCUGCCCGGCCCUUCCUGCUCCUUGGACCACAGGCACUGACCAGGGGACGGGUGAGAGCAGUGGCCGGGGCAUCAGAGGCCCUGGGGCCAACCCUGCCUCUGGUCCUGUGCCCCUCAGAGCCCUUACAUCCCUGCCCCACCACGGCUUCCUCCACAAAAUGGGGAUCAUAUCCCCAACACAUAAGGUCUAGAUCAGAAUGAGGUGAUGAAUGUGACCCACUCUCUGUGCCCGGCACACGUGAAGGCCUCCCCGUAAGUGCACGUGGCUAUUGUCCAGCUAUCUGCAGACCUCAGAGCGGUCUCAGGUACUUUCUGUCAUCGGAUCUCCACCGCAUCCUGAGACCCCGCACCCAGCGAGUGUCCGCAUUCUCCCAUUUUACAGAUCAAAAAGUUGAGACCCAGAAAAAAAACUUCCCGAGGGUGUCACAUCCUGAACAGGCACCCAGGUCUCCUGGCUCUUGGUCUUUUGCUUUCCCCAGCUCCUUCCAGCCCCUCCCCCACCCCGCCCCAGCAGAGAGUUCCAUGGAAAGCAAAGCCGGGGCUGUAGGGCAUGGAGAACCUGCGAGGGUGGGGCUCCUCCCAGAUCACCGCGUGGCCUAGCCACGUCUGCCUGUGCGCCCGGGGGAUCUAGCAGCAGCCUCGCCCCUGGGGCUCUACCCGCUGGAGGGGGGGCACCCGGCAACCUCGGGCUGGUUAUUCCAUCUCUGGGCCUCAGGUCCUCGUUUGUAAAAUGGGGCUAAUUAUCCCUAGUUUGGUGAGAGGAUUAGCAAUAUAUAUGUAAAUCACUUGGCUCAUCGCUGAGCAGAUAGCAGGUGUUCAAUAAAUGGUAUCCAUCAUUAUUUGAUUCAUUUCCACAUGGGCACAUUGUCUCUCGAAAAAGCCUUCUCAGAAAGUUGUUUCCUGCCCCUCCACCCCCACUGGUUCGCAGGCAGGCCAGGAGCCCCGGGGGGACAUCAGACGCCCCCUCUCUGCACUUCCCUAGCACAGGCCUUCUGAGCUGGGCAGUUGCCACCGGGGCCUGAGGAAGGGCUGCUGUGUGCUCCAGCCCCUGGGUCCACUGGAGUUUCCAGAAACCUGCUGUCUGCUCCAGGUGUAUGGACCUGUGCAGCGUGAACACUGACCAGGCCAGGACCACAUUCUCCACCCCUUUCUUCCAGACCUCUCUGGCCUUGGGAGCCUGUAGAAGCUGAGGACAGGGCCAGUGAGGCCGGGGUCAGGGAGGGAUCUGCCAGUACCCCAAGCCUAAGGUCAAGGUGAAACAAGGGGGGAGGCAGAUGCUGCCCAGGGGACCAUCUUGUCGGGCAGGCUGCCGCGGGCCUGCAGAGGCUUCCUCCUCACACACACACACACCCAUGGAAUCUCGGUCCCCCUCAGCUCGCUGUCCCUCAGAAGGAGCUUCCUCUGGCCUCCGCUGUGGACCCCACCGUUGUCCAGCCUCUCCCCUCCUUUGGGCUCCUGCUGGAGCUCCGGCAGCUAAGCCUCGGUCACAGCGCCCUCUGCUGGCCGAUGCUGGAACUAAGCUCCCCAAGCCCAGGUUGGCCGCCAGCCGGGAGGAAGGGCUCAGGCCUGGCCUGCGCCCGGGCUCCCAGUCUUCAUGCAUCAGAGCAGGCGCCAGGCGCCUUCCCCAACCAUGCCCCCAGCCUGGUCCUUCCAAGACCCCCAAGGCUCAAGAGAUAAGGCGGUGUCCUGCUUCCCUAGUCUCCAGGACCAGAGGAGACCUUGCUAUGAAGUCAGAGGGCCUCCCCUCUUAGUAUGUGACCUUGAGGAAGUCACAUUCCCUCUCUGAGCCUCAGGUUCCUUUCCUAUAAAACGGAGGAGGUGGACUUUUUCAAGCCUUCUGUGAAGAGGCAGUCUUUCCUGACCUGCCUAGGUGAGACAUGGGGAGGAGCUGCUCGGGUUGAAGCAGGGGUUGGGCUCUAAGGUUCCAUGAUUUCAGGUAAGGAUGCCACCUCAGUGAGACUCAUGUGCUGCAGUUAUUCUAGAAGGUCAAAGCACGUCUUGUAAAUGGUGUGAAUGCCAAUCAGAAAACGCGACUGUUUGGGGUUUGGCCACGAGUGUCUUGUGGCCCCGUGGUUGUGUGGACCAGACACUAAUACUGGUGGCAGGCUGGAGGGACAGAGGAUCUCCACAGAGCCUCUGUGGCCGCAGGCUUCAACCUUGGCUGCAUAAGGAGGCCACCUGGCAAGCUUUAGAACUGGCCAGGCUACACCGCAGCACCAUCAAAUCACACCGUCUGGGGCUUUGGCACCCAGACACCAGCAUCCUGUAAAGCUCCCUGGUGGGUUCCGUGUGCACCCAGGCUGAGAACACUGGCCCAUGUGAGUGACAGGAGCCACGGAGCAUCUGGAAGUCAGACGUGGGAGAGGUCAGGCGCCAGGAGAAGAUGGCACCAUCACUGAAGUCCUUAAGCACCUGAAGGCAGAUGGGGGGCGGGGGGAGCAAGGAGACGUUCCCAGGAGGGACCAGAGGACAGACAGGAGCCACGGGUAGAAUUUACAAGGAGACAGAGAGGAGAAUUUUUUAACACUGAGAAUUUUCUAGCAGCAGUCCCUGCGGAACACAAAGCUGUGUGUGGCUGCAGGUGCAGCAAAGCCGGGGGUCUGGCCAGGACACUGCAGCGGGGCGCCCUGUCCUUGGUAGGCAGCUCAUCCCUCCCACGCUGCAGCCAGACGUUCUGGGCAUGCACCUGUUACUUCCAGCAAGACCCUGCAGGGCCCCUCUGUCCACCCCAGGCAUCGGAUUCACGACUCAGGAUUUUCAGACUAGAAAGGGAUAACUGGGGCCUUGAGGUGCCUCCAAAUCAGACUUUUCCUUCUAGGAGGUGCAGCGAGCCCUGGUCGUAUGGGAUCAGGCUCAGACUGUCUGGGAUGAGGCAGAGAACGCUGGGCCCACCCUGUUCCUAUGCCUCUGAAGACACCAAGCCCCAUGGUGUGCUUACUGGCUCACAGCCACACAGCCGCCAGCUUCCCUUAUGGGCAGACUACUCUGGCAGGGAAACUUCUGCCCUGAAAGGAUGUAGUGGCUCAGCUCCCUUUCCUACCGCCCUGCUCACACACACACUCUGGAAGCCUCCAUGCAGAGGCUGAAGGGAGAGCUACUCUGCGCCCGGUGCCGGGCCCACAAGAGGGCAGGAUGUGUCCCCUUCUCCCAGCAAGCUUUCACUCUAGGGAGAGGACACACAGAACAUGGGUUGUCGCCUGCAGUCAGGGGUGCUGUGCAAGUGUGAGACUUGGUGUUUGGGGGAGCUCAUAGGAGGCUAUAACCUGUCAUGGGCAGUCAAGGAAGGCUUCCUGGAGGAAGUGAUAGUUAAUUAAAUCUUGAAGGAGUCUGACAGGAAGAAUCAAGAGGGGGAAGAGUGGUAGCGUGAGGGAAUUGGAUUUAUAAAGCCCUGCUGGCUGCUGUGGGGGAAGAGCUUUAUCCUGAGGGCUCAGGAGAGCCACUUUCUGGCCUCUCAGAGGCUCAGGGUGUGGGAGGGGAACCGUGAUGUUGUUCCUAUCAUCCUCGUUUUUAAAGAAUCUCUCCAGGGUAGGCUGCCAACCAGUGAAUAGUCUGGAGGCUUUCCUAUUGAUAAAGGGAGCUUUGAUGCUCAGAGAGGGAUAUAACUGUGCCCAAGGUCCCACAGCCCCAAAGAGAAUCUACCCUACUCCCACCCCGAGGUUCCAGACUGGAACAUGUCACAGAGCCAGGAAAAUUCACAAGACAGCCAUCAUUGGGGUCUGCAAGUCAUUAAAAGGAAAACUGAAAGAUCAUAUUGGAUUGGCUUCCUGGGACCUCCCUGGCCCUUCCUUGAUGCUCUUGAUAACAAUGAGGUAUUGGCCCAAAAACCUCAAAAGAACCUGAAAGCACACCCCCUCCCUGUUCAAAUGGCCCCAUCAGGGGACAAGUGCUGUACCUAGGCAGGCUGCCAGGAGAGGCCGCCGGGCACCAUGCAGCCCUGCUCCCCCCGGCUGAGUCACAACCCCCCAGCCAGUCCCCACCCUUCCUGCCUCUGCACUCAAUUUGUCCCACAUUUUCUCUGCUCAUCCUGCUGGCCACCUGAAGCCACUGGUGCAGGUUUCUGCAUGUCUUCUCUCGGGAAGGAGACGCUGGGGCUCGCUUAGGGACCAGAGGGCAUCUAGUACUCCUCUGGACGAAUGAGGGUGCUUGUGUGUGUGCACGCGUGUGUUGAUGAGUGCAUCCUUGACCCCUCUGCAUGUGUCGGGGGCUGGGGGGGUGUGGACGCGCACGAUAAGAUUCUGUCCCAUACACCUCCCCGCUCAUGUGCCUUCCCUGGGAGGAAGCUCCACUCCCUCAGGCCCCUGGCACGGACCAUAGACCAUAGAAGAUGUGGCCACAAGUCUGUGCAGGGCCAACUCUUCCCAUAUGGCCUUCCUCUCAGCAAGAACCAGAAAGAUCCAGGUAACCGCACAGAUUAGCCAUCAAAGCACAAGCUGGGGACAGGGAAGAGGGUGUGCCUCACGACACCUGGGUGGCCUGGCUGUGAUGGCCCCUGCCAAAGCCUGUGGGAGAGGAGAUGACCUGGCGGGCCGCCUUCAGCUUGGGGCCCCGAAUCUAGAUGUGGAUCAGCACAGCUCUGAGUGCCGAGUCUGAAAGCUGAAAGCUGUGCUCGCGGGGCCCCACCAUCCUCCCGGGGAAGGAAUGGAGAGUGCGGGAGAAGGGGCGAGAAGCAGCGCUCCUCCUGGGCCCCCUCCUUAAGCCAGCCUUGCAAGGAGGAGCCAGAUGCCUGCGGGCACCUCGGCGGCUCCACCAGCCUCCCCUCCCCCCCACUGGUCAGAGCUCCGGGCGCACCCAGAUGUGCUCUGGCAAGAUCCGGUCAGCAGCAGCUAUUGGAAACAUUUGGGAGCAAUGGGGGCAUGUACCCCGUCUCUAGGGAAGUCCCCCUUUGCCCUCGCACCACAGGAGAGUCACGGGGCUGCCCUCAUGGCGCCUCCGCCCUGUGUGCAGGGAGUCGGGAUCCAAUGGCAUCGCUGCGAUGCACACAGUCAUGGGCCUCCACCGUCAUGGGCCGUCAUGGGCCUCCUGGGUCUGACACAGCCCCAGCUUCUUGUCCUGCAUUUUAGAGAUCAGCAAAGUAAGGCCCUGCAGGGGGAUGGUGACUUUCCUGGACUAUCCUGCUUUGGGCAGGACGCUCUCAUGCCUCCUUGUUCAGCUAGUGGAUGUGACCAGGGGCUGGCGUGGGCCGCGUUGCAAGCUGACUUCCAGGGUGAGUUGGUGACAGCUCUGGAGGUCCCUCUGUUUCCCCUGUGGCUUUUGUACAUCAGAGAUUUGACUACGAACCUUAGUUCUGCCCUGGAGUCUGAGAGCAGCACGACACAGACAGAAUUUGUCCUGGAGAAGAGCAGCUUCAGACAGCCGUGAGGAGCGGAACGAAGACCCUGCAGGAUCUAGUUAAAUUAGACCAUCUCUGGUGGCCGCAAACCCGUAGGGGACGGCUUGUUAGAAAUGCAGAAUCUCCCGGCCCUACCCCAGGCCUCCCGAGUUGGAAUCUGCCCUUUGUCAAGGUCCCCACGUGUGCACCCGAGUGGGACCAGCCUGCCCCAGGGCGGUCCGGGGACAGCAGCUUCCUGGGCUUCUGACUUCUCUCUGCCCCUCUGCUUUCUC